AUGUCGAUGAGACCUGACGACCACAGAAGAAAAUGGGACAGGGAAGAGUACGAAAAGCUGGCCGAGGAUCGGAAAAAAGAGGAAAAAGAGAAACUCGAGGAAUUGGACACGAAAAAGAAGGGCCCCCCAGUCAAAAGGGAACUCCUCAAGACCAGAGAAUACAAAGUCGACUUGGAUUCGAAAUUAGGCAAGAGUAUCGUCAUAAACAAAAACACACCCACCUCUCAGUCUGGAGGAUAUUAUUGUAAUGUCUGCGAUUGUGUUGUUAAAGACUCAAUCAAUUUCUUGGAUCAUAUCAACGGAAAGAAGCAUCAACGUAACUUGGGCAUGUCGAUGAAGGUGGAGAGAAGCUCUCUUGAUAGCGUCAAGCAAAGAUUCGAAUUGAACAAAAAGAAAAUGGAGGAGAAAAAGAAGGAUUACGAUAUGGCUUCGAGAAUGCAGGAAAUUGCUGAAGAGGAGGAGAAAUUGAGGGAGUACAGGAGGGAAAAGAGGAAAGAAAAGAGAAAAGCAGAGGAAAUGCUGGAUGGUAAUGAACCUGUCGAUGAAAUGGCUGCUAUAAUGGGCUUCUCUGGAUUUGGAGGUUCAAAGAAAAAAUAA
Molecule: messenger RNA, 597 nt
Organism: Brassicogethes aeneus
Lineage: Eukaryota; Metazoa; Arthropoda; Insecta; Coleoptera; Nitidulidae
Source: the annotation of a GenBank genome assembly